Molecule: messenger RNA, 3849 nt
Organism: Porites evermanni
Lineage: Eukaryota; Metazoa; Cnidaria; Anthozoa; Scleractinia; Poritidae
Source: the annotation of a GenBank genome assembly
AUGUUCUUAAUCUUUAUAUCGUGGACAGGUUUUAGUUACACCACAGAAUACGCAAAAAAGAAGAAGAACUUAAAGAAAGAACAAAGUAGGGCCGUUCGUGACGAUAUUCACGGUGGGUUAUCCAUCAGAAUCCUAACCCCGCCCGAAAGGGCGUAACUUGAGGACGCUACUAAAAAAAAACACCAGUUCUGCGAGGGUUAUUGCGUGAUGCCAGAAACUCAUAAGGGGUUGAAACGUGUAACUCGCGUUCAAUGCUUGUGAAUAUUCAUUUUGACCAUAUUUGGAAAUCUUAGUGGCGGAUAUCCAUUUUCAACAAAAUGGCUGCCCAGCGAUCACCAUGCAGAUGUUUUAAGACAAGAGUUCUGCAUUUCAAGGUUAAAAAUACACCGUUAAAAGACAAAAAAUGGAAAGAGAAAGUUCAAAAGAAUGCUCAGCUUUCUUUUUGUGGAGAAAGGGAAGCUUUUCAUCAAGAAAUCGUCCUUCGAGGAAUUCAACCUUGUUUUCUUCACGGCGGAGCCCAUGGUCUGUUUUGAAAUGCAACCAAGUCAGCGAAGCUUUUGCAUAAUUUUCAGGUACAUUUUGCACUCUAUGGCCAAGACAAUUACGUUUUUGAAAGGGAAUUUAUGUAUUUUUGAAUGUUUCAUAGACGUUUUAUAAAUUUUUCUCUUCGGCGCUAAAGAAAAAUUACAAAAUGUGCUCUGAUUUGAGAUGGAUUUUGUGUUGAAUUUUGCCAUGUGCUUAGCCGAUGUCACUUGCGUGAAUGGAUCCACGAUCCAGAUAGUGUUUUCCAAAUUGCUGUAAAAGAUUAACUUUUUGGACUUUGAAUAAAAAUUUGCAAGAAACGGCUUCUCUGUCAAUUGUUUUGAGUUUGUUCAGUCAUAAAAUUAGCUCAACACGCAAAACACGAUCGUGACUACAACAUCUAAGUUUAAUUUAAGCUUUUAAACUGCUUCUCACAAUCAUUACAAGCAUCACUUUUUGCGAAGAUGUCAGGUUCAGGUUUUGGACACUUUCGAUACGCAGCUAAUGAAUUUUAUUCGAAAAUAUUUUUCACUGUUUAUUCUAGACUUUUAACAUAAGAAUUUUAAAAGCCUAUUUGCAGUAUAUAUUUACUGUGCAGAGGGUCAACGAGGCAUCGUUUUUUGAAGUGACAACUUCAAGAAGUUGCGAGGCCGUCAAUGGGUUUCAUAAUGUUACGUUUGGCCAGGGUGGUAAGGCAAUAAUAUCCUGUUCAGUGUUUCGGUAAUAUUCCUGGUUUCAACCUUUGAAAGCUUUCUCGGCUUUCGGCUGUUUUUCCCCCGUUUGUCGGCCAUUUUUUUAAGCUGGCACGGGAACCUGAAGGAAAAUUACGUCACGUUGUUUACGAAGUUUGAUUGGUCAGUUAUCUCUUCUUCUCGUUCCAAAUAUGGUACUUUCGAAAAUGAAUAAUCACGAGCAUCGGACAAAGCAAACAUAUGAGAGUUACACGUUUCAACCCCUUAUGAGUUUCUGGUGAUGCCUAAGUCUUGUAUAAAUACGCUGAUUUAUUCUCACGGACUUUUGCACAAUGCAGCUUGAUACAAACACUUAUUUUGGUUCAAAUUUCAGUUUUUAGCGAUCGCCUUGUUUCCAUAUCUCAAACCGCCCUCUCCCUUUUCACUUACAUUUACAUGAAAUUUCUAAGCUUCUUGACUCAGAGACUUAGUUUCUGCUCACAAAAUCUCGUCAAAGUGCAAGUCUCUUCAAUUUUAAAGGAAAAAAAAAUGCGAGUCUCGAGCAGGAAUCGAUCCUAAAGUGCUAAAUCUGCAAUCUCCUGCCCUAACCACUAGAUAGAAGCUAACCGUUUAACCCUAAUCACUAUUCUAAGUGCUUAACCCUAAUCAGUAUUGUUAGUGCUUAACCCUAAUCACUAUAGUCAGGGCUCACUCAUAUAUGUAAACAUAUAUGCAAUUACUUUGUGUAGGCAUCACAGGGCAUCCAAGGGCGGUUUGAGAUAUGGAAAGUAGCAUUUACUGCGCCUUCGCGUGUUGCGUUACAUGCACAGUUAUUUAACACUGUUAAUGUCAAAUAUCAACAAUUGAAAUAAACUGCAACUGAUUCAAAUAAUUGAAAUAAUGCAAUGCUUUACUUGUAGCUCUUAAUUUUCACUUUCCAUGGGAAAGUUACUAGUUUGCAUACGUCAGCGUCACCUCGUGUUGAGUGUCUACUCAUGAACAGAAAAAGACUGUUAUCUUCCUGUUUUUAUCCAUAAAUCAAGCUAAAACGCACAAAUAUAAAUUCGAACACUUUAUUUAUGAAAAAAAGCAAGGCUUUUACGGUAUAAACCCAAACUAAGAAGCAUUUCAUCGAAUUUGAUGAACAUGUGUAGCAGAAUGAACUCACAGCGAAGAGCACGUUAUGGUUAUAAACCUUUUCUUACCUCGACUUUUGCAUUUAUUUUCCAGUUUAUGAUCCAAUAAGCUUUUUACAUUCGUUCUGAAGGACAUAUUUGGUUGAAAUUUAUCACAAGAAGUAUUUCUUGAUGGCUAAAGCUGCCACAAAUUCUUUACCGCGUCGCCCUUCAUUUUUGUGAGUUUUCAAAACAUCGUUGCGUGAAUCUCGAAAACUUAGAGGGUCUUAGAUCUUAGGUCUUAGUUUUCGAGGGUCUUAGGUUUCGUAACACCCUUGCAUGAAGCAUAUCAACGGUUGGGGACUGAAAAAUCUUUUUGUUGUUUAAACUGUGAACCUUAAAGUAAAAGCAUAGAAUUCACAAACGAAAAAAAAACACAGUUCUUUGGAUGUCUCAGAGCGAAUAUCUUACAUUGUAAAACCAACUUUUCUCUACGCACAAUCAGUGGGUGUUGAAUUCUACUAAUAAUAGUAAUAAUAAUAAAGACUUUAUCAAUGUGUCCAAUGCCCAGCUUACACGAAGUGUAAUCUCAUUGUGGACACCUUACUAACAUAACUACCCCCAAAAACUAGAAAAUCGAAAUAACUAAAAUAAACACUGAAACUCGGAAACCCUGCCCGCCUCAUUAAUUAUUCUAAGAGUUAAACAGGUGAUAGUUCUUACAAGCGUCAUUUCUAAUGAGGUUCGCGAUGAGUGAACUCUUAAUCAUGUAUACUUAAUUUUGACCAUAUCAGAAGGCCUUUAUAUCUAAUACUGUGUUUCCCAUAGGUGGUGGUGUUUAUUUUUGGAAUCAUAAAAUUACCUGAAUUUCUCAGGUUAUAACUUCGGUCAGUGCUUAUAUUAAAAAUAUCGGAUAUAUAACUAGGUCAUAUAUAUACUUGACUUGCCUACGUUUCAGCAGUGAGGGGGGUUAAGCCCUUACACGAAGCUCAUCGUAUGCACUACUUUUAUCACAAUAGACUGAUCUAAGCACUCCGGCUUGCUGAACAAAUGAGGUGAUGGGCAAAGGUUCAAUAUGCAUUUCAUACCAAAUGGUUUAUGCGUCGAAAAACAAAAAUAUUGAAUUGUUACUGUAGGUAGUUGGAUGUGUUGGCCUUCGAGAUUCAGGCUAUUAAUUCUAUUUUUGUAUUUGUUUCCUUUUUCCAGGUUAUGCCCUGAAAUGCUACGAAUGUUUCUCUCUUAAGAGCUGGGAUGACUGCAAAAACAGUACACUACAGGUAAACUGUUCGGACAGUCAGGACCGUUGUGGUAAAGGGGAUGUAAAAGUUGAGAGCUCAGGCGUGACAAAAGAAGCCUUUGGCAAAGGAUGUACCACUUCAUCUGACUGCAGCGGGGACAUCUGCAACUGGAACGACCCCUCAGUGAAAAUCACCAAAUGCGAAAUCGACUGCUGUAAAGGAGACCUGUGCAAUAGAGCCAAAGUACCAAUGGUCAGCGCCAUCAUGCUGUUGUCAUGCGCUAUUGUAGCUUUUGCUCGAUAA